This is a messenger RNA of Drosophila arizonae, 2879 nucleotides long. RefSeq names its product zinc finger protein D19A (gene D19A). Gene Ontology annotation, molecular function: zinc ion binding; DNA-binding transcription activator activity, RNA polymerase II-specific; RNA polymerase II cis-regulatory region sequence-specific DNA binding. Lineage: Eukaryota; Metazoa; Arthropoda; Insecta; Diptera; Drosophilidae. Gene Ontology annotation, biological process: regulation of transcription by RNA polymerase II. Gene Ontology annotation, cellular component: nucleus. The record is from RefSeq and is a predicted model, not a curated record.
UAGUUGGCUGACGAGUAUACCAAUUUUUUUCGUGUCAAUAUUAUUUUUUUUUGUUGCUGGAAUCAACCGAAAAGCCAAGACUUUUGUGAACAUUUAAAUAAAAACCAUCAAUUUAAUCAAUCACGAUGGACGUGGCGAGGACAUACUCCAUACACACGCUGUGUCGCAUAUGCCUGAAUCUCCUGCAGAACGAUGCUGCCUACGAUUUGUAUCUGGUGCCAGGCCUUGCCAAAAAGCUAUGUCUGUGCACCUCGCUGUCUGUGGAGCAAAACGAUGGCUUUCCGAAGAACCUGUGCACCAGUUGCUACACGCGGCUGAACGAUUUGCAUGAAUUUCAAAAGAUGUGUGUAGACUCUGUGCAAAAGUUUCAGGAUAUGGUCGCCAGCAACGCCUUCACUUGUCAGUCGAACUUCGAUGUCCUGGAUCCAUGCGUGUCGGCAAAUGACUUACCCGAGGACGAUGAGCACAUUAACUUUGAUCCACUGUUGAACCAUAAGAUGGAACUAAUUGAAAACGAAGAGGAUGUAUUCAAAAUGCUUGAAGAUGUGGACAAGGAGGCCGAGGAGGUGGAAAAGGAAGUUAAAGAGGAUACAAAAGAAUUCAAGGAGCCCAUCCCAGAAAACAUGUUUAAUGAGGACUCGUCUUCCAUCGAAAGUGGUAACGACAACGACCUGGAUGUAGACUUUGAGCCAAACAGCAGCGACGACGACAUUCCCCUAGCCCAGCGCAUGCGAGGCAAAACCAAGAGCACCAGAGCAGCCAAGUCGAAGCCCAAAAAGAACGCUGCUGAUGAUGCCGGGGAAGACAAUGAUUUCACUUCCUCUUCCAGCUCAGACGAGGACUAUGAAGGUGAUGAAGGUGAUUCAAACACAAGGCAAGGCUCGAAGGAGAAGCCAAAGCGCAAGCGCAUUCCUGCUUCUGAGCGGCACCUACAUCGCAUCAUCGACUGUCACAUUUGCCAUCAGAAAUUCAAGAAGGCAAUUCGUUAUGAGGAGCACAUGAAGUACCACAACGAUCUAUUGCCAUUCCAGUGCAAGGUUGAGUCCUGUAAGAAGGGCUUCACCACCGCCAACGGACUGCGCAUACACGUGGACCACGCGCACACCGAGCUCUCUGAAGUGCACGCCUGCAGUGUCGAGGGCUGCGGCAAGACAUUCCCACGCAUUCGCCUGCUCACCUUCCACAUGAAGAAGGCGCACAAUAUUUCCAAGUCGGCGGCUCCAUUGCGCGACUUUCCCUGCACAGAGUGCAACACCGUGUUCCGUUGCCCGACGGCGCUCAAGAAGCACAUGUACAAGCACACGGGCGAGGAGCUUCCGUAUCCAUGCAACAUAUGCGGCAAGCGCUUCGUGAUCAACAGCGCACUCAGGGAUCAUUUGAUGCGGCAUGCGGGCAUCAAGAACCACGUCUGUCCCUACUGCGGCGUGGGCAAAACCACACGCCAGGAAUGGAACGCUCACAUUCUCACGCACACCAAGGAGAAGAAGUUCAAGUGCCGCCAGUGCGAUCAUGCCUCCCACAACAAACAGGCUCUAUCCAAUCACGUCAAGGUGGUUCACAUGAAGAUCAAAAACUUUGCCUGCCAAUACUGUGGCAAGACCUUUGGGAAAUCCCACGCCUGCAAAGUGCAUGAGCGGACGCACACGGGCGAGAAGUGCUGCGAGUGCAAGAUCUGUGGCAAGAUCUUCCUGUGCGAGAAGAGCCUCACGAAGCAUUUGAAGACGCAUGAGAAACGCGAUCUGCCGCCAAUGGAAACGAACCGUCCGCUCAACAUUUUGCUGCCUGGCGUCACACUGCCCGGCCAUAUGCAGCCCGAUGGAAUGAUGCCACCCAAUGUGACAGACGAUCUGCUGAAGGCGUGUAGCGGCGGGACCGCGACAGCAGCAGGAGCAGAAGCAGCUGCAGCUAAACCUAAAAACUCACGGCGCGUUCAGCGUGUGGACAUAUCGCAGUUGGCGGGAACCGCUGUCAACCCCAUACCAUCGGUGUCGGUACCAUCGUGGUCGCCGCAAGUCAACUUCACCAAGAAAGAGGGCCAGCACAUAUGCCCCGGUUGUGGUCGAGGCUUCAACAAUAUUGGCAAUAUGAAACUUCAUUACAAGAUCAUUCACGAGAAGGUGAAAGAUUUCGCCUGUCGCUUCUGUCCCAAACGUUUCUCAAAGGCCCAAAUCUUGCGGCAUCACGAAUGGAUCCACACCGGCGAGAAACCGUUCGAGUGCAAGAUAUGCGGCAAACACUUCCGGCAGGAGACGGCACUGAAGAAGCAUAUUAAGACACACGACAAGCCUAAUAGACGUGUAUACCCGGAGAAGGAGACAACUGUGCAGACGCCUGCCUUCCAUAAGAUCGAAUCCCGAGAGAUUGACCGCGAGCCAAGGAACUACGAGCAGUACCAGGAUCCAGCCGCUGAGCGAGCUGCUGCUACAGCUGAGCUGCUUGCUCAUCAGAUUGAGGAGAAUGAGGCAAAGCGCAAGGCAGACAUCGAGAGGCGAAAAAUCCAAGAGGCAGCUUGUGAGCAGCUGAACAAGCUACAGAGGCAGCAGGAGAUGGAGAAGGCGACCACAUCCUACGACAGCUACUAUGCACAAAAGGCUCAAGCCGAGGGACUCACCGUGGACGCACUCAAAAUAGAUCAUGUGUAAAUCGAGUCCAGCAAAAAUGGGAGACACUUGCGAAAGCCAGCAAUAUUUUACAUACAUAUACAUAGCUAUAAUUUUUUACAGCGCCUCAGUUUAUAAGUACUUCAAUUAUCUAUACCCUCGAAUUGCUCCAUAAUUGCUUAUUGUGACAUGAACACAGUAACUCAACGUAUUCUACCACAAUAUUAAUUUUACCAUACAUUUAUAAAUACUUCUGUAUUUUUGUUGUCUAUGUACUGC